CUUGUUAGUUUUAAGCUAAAAUUCUCACCUAGGACUCUCUGUUUCUGUCUUACUCUGUUAGGUGUAAAGAUUUCUCUCUGUGUUACUGGAAUCCCUAUUGGAUGCUGCCCUCUGAUGUUUGUGGAAUGAACUGCUUUUGGGAAGCGGCUUUUAGGUACAGUGUGAAAGCGCAGCCCGUUGAGAGAAUGCACCUAGCCGUGGUUGCCUGUGGUGAAAGACUGGAAGAAACCGUAACCAUGUUGAAGUCAGCUCUCAUCUUCAGCAUCAAACCUCUUCAGGUCCAUAUUUUUGCUGAAGAUCAACUACAUGAUAGUUUUAAAGGCAUACUUGACAACUGGUCAUUUCUACAAACAUUUAAUUAUUCAUUAUACCCAAUAACUUUUCCAAGUGAGAAUGCAGCGGAGUGGAAAAAGCUCUUUAAACCAUGUGCUUCUCAGAGAUUGUUCUUGCCAUUAAUCCUGAAGGACGUUGACUCACUGUUGUACGUCGACACCGAUAUCCUUUUUUUACGGCCCAUUGAUGAUAUCUGGUCUUUACUAAAGAAAUUUAAUUCCACACAAAUUGCUGCCAUGGCACCGGAACACGAAGAGCCUCGGAUAGGAUGGUAUAAUCGCUUUGCCAGGCAUCCGUACUAUGGAAAAACUGGCGUGAACUCUGGAGUUAUGUUGAUGAACAUGACCAGAAUGAGAAGGAAGUAUUUCAAGAAUGACAUGACUGCUGUACGACUGAGAUGGGGGGAUAUACUCAUGCCAUUGCUUAAAAAAUACAAGCUAAACAUCACAUGGGGUGAUCAAGAUCUGCUGAACAUCGUAUUUUUUCAUAAUCCAGAAAGCCUGUUUGUUUUUCCGUGUCAAUGGAAUUAUCGACCAGAUCACUGCAUAUACGGAAGCAAUUGCCGAGAAGCCGAAGAGGAGGGGAUCUUUAUUCUUCACGGGAACCGAGGUGUUUACCACGACGAUAAGCAGCCGGCUUUUAGGGCUGUUUAUGAAGCACUGAGAAAUUGUUCUUUUGAAGAUGACAACAUCCGUUCCUUAUUAAAGCCUUUAGAACUGGAACUACAAAAGACAGUGCAUACGUACUGUGGGAAGAGCUACAAAAUAUUUAUCAAACAGUUAGCAAAAAGCAUACAAGACCGUUACACUAGACCACCAAAGGAAAGGUGACUGUUGGUGACUGCUAAAGCAAAUGACUUGAAGCAACAAAUAUCAGAGGGUGUGUGUGAAGGGAUAGUCUUGGAUGAAGUGUUCAGGAAAGAAUUAUUCAUCUUCAGAAUAUCUUUUUCUUUUUCCUGAAGAAGUUCAAUAGCAAUAUAUUCAUGUAAUGAAGAAUAAGUCAAAGGCUUGGACCCCAACGAGAAGAUAUUUUUGAUGUCUGAUGUUUUGUAAUGUUAUUUGAUGUCAUUCUAGUAUUGAUGAAAAUAUUAUUGAAUGCUUGUAGCCUACAGACUUUGACUGACCCCGAUUCUCCAGUGGGUAAGAGUAGUGGGCGAUGUAUGGAUAGAGAAAGUGUACCUCAUCCAUAGUGGAAACACUCAAGCUGUGAGUAUAGCAAUAAUUUUAUGUCGGCACUAACCUCACUUUAAACGUGUGAGAAAAAAGCUGUUUACAGGAGCAGAAAAGGUUCCGUUUCUAAAGAAAUGUGAUGUUAACUAAUGUAACUAUUGACAAUCUGUGUGUGCCUUUAUACAUUUCAUCUCUUUUAAAAUAUUUUUGUGACAAUCACGUUUAAAAUUAUUUUUAGACGAUAAAGUAAGCUUCAUGUUUAAGACUGAGCUCUAUAAGAAAGAGGGAAAACAGUGAAAAUUUGGGAGUUUUAAACUGUGCACAUUUGUAAAGGGUAGCAUUUUCGUUUGUUAUCCGCUAAACUGUCUUGCCAGAAGUCAGAUCGAAGGCUAUAAUGCAGAUAUUGUAGGAAAUUUUUUAAUCACUUUAAAUGAAACUUUUCAGCUUUACUGGGCAUUCUGGAAGCAAUAAAUAUGCUGUUAAUAAGGUGAGAACCUAAAUAGUAUAUGAUGGUGGAAAAUGUGACGGACCAAAAUGCAUGUUAUGCUCUCCUGUGAGCAGGAUCAUGUUACAGCUGCAGUGGGGCGGGAAGAACGUCAUCCACUGAAAUGCUUUUCCUUCUACCUCAGAAUGGCUUUGCAGGAUAUUUUUGAAGAAGCAGAUGUAUUGAGAUAGAGCCUUACUUAAAUAAGUGAGACAACUUUCAUGGACGAUCUGGCUUUAGAAGAUUGUGGUAUCUGCCUAGAGAAAAGUAGUUCUGGUUGGGCUAAUGUGCAUAUUGUCCUUUUGUGACCAUCACUUAAGACAGUUAUUUUUCUUUCAAUCUUGAAGGUAGGAAAAAUGUUACCUCUCUUAGUGUUUCUGACCGCCCCCUGGUACAGCUAGACUCGGAGUACUUAGCCUGUACUGGGCUGGGGUGCAGGCCUCGUGGUCCCAAGUGCUCUGUGGCUAGCCUCUUUUUCUCUCUUUGGUAUUUUAAUGCUUUAACAGAGAAGAGAAAAUCAUGAAGGAAAAAUGUCACCUACAUGAAAAUGGAGGUGCUUUGGCUUUAUGAAGACGCGGGGCCCUGUGUGGAGACACGCAGCUGUGCCCUGUCCUUUGCAGCUCAGUCACAGGCAGAUUGAGAGAGGAGGGUGUCAGAAAGGCAGAUGAGAAGUUGACACCCAGCCCAGCACUCUUGGAACGGAUGCAUGUAGAGAGCACACUCCGUACGUCCUGGGCACAAAACCAGGGUGGACAGAAGACCUUGUGAACUUGUUGAAAUUGAAUUUGCUAAAUAGAAAAUGUGAUGCCUAGAAUUUUGAAGUUUGGAAGGUAUAAGGUCAUUUCUAAUGGCCCCCAAAUGAGACCACUGACUCCUUGUGGGGACCUUGACGAGAGCGGAUUCCCGGGCUUCACCUUUGGUGACUGGGGCGCCGCAUCUAGGAUGGGUCUGCAGACAUUCUCCUAAAUGAAGAGACUGAGAAAUUACACCGAAGUAGAGGGAAUAGUGCAGUGAUCCUCAUCGUCCAGAUCAGACACAGAAGUAUCUCACCACAGCCGUGCCAUUUCUCUCUUUUUUCUUUGCUGAAAUACCUUAAGGAAAAUCCCAGGCAUCGUGGUGUUUCACCUCUGUGAACACCCUGGUAACUGCAGAGACAUCCUUCCGCCUUCGGCUUCAUUUAAAAUCGGUCCUUAGGCAGAUUUCCCUUUUGUCUUAAAUGUUAGAAUCAGAGUACAAACAUAAGUCACAUUAUGAUUCUGUUUUUAAUAAGCACCUCAGGUGACGUUGAUGUCAGUUUGGGCACCACUGGGAACCACUUUGCCAACUUGAAGGUUGAGGGUAGGAUGUCACAAUUCUUGGCACAGUUGGUGAAUUAUAAAUGUGAUUCUAAAACAUUAGAGGAAAUACUUGGGGUUAUUGGCAAGGUAUGAGUUUGUAUUAUUGGUAAGUUCCUUAGAUUUAAUUUUCUCAGUGAGCAGAGACUCAGCCUCAUGGACGCCAGAAGGAUUGGGUGGGGCCAUGCAGAGUAUGGUCAUGUUUACCCGGACUGUGUUCUGGGGUCUCAUGUGCGCUGUGCCUAAUUUACACUGUCACACACUCCGCAUCGGGGAUCGGUUGGAAGGUUCUUCAUCCGGUUUAUUCAGACCUGACCUAAUUGAGCAUUUUACCACAAAUUGGGUUAUGGCGAAAACUCUCCACUUAGGGACCGUUUUUACGUGAAAUUUAGAGUGUCACAGAAAGUCCUUAACAAUAUUAAAGUAAGUUUUCUGAAUUUAUCUUUAGAUAAGGUAACUUUUUCCUUGAGAAUUCUCAAGAAAUGUAGUUCUCAGCAUUAAUGAGGUUAAAUUCUAGAACAGCUUAGAGAAUGUUUUGUAUUUCUUUUCAUAAAGCAGUAUAUCUAUGCAGUUUAUAUGAAGUAUCUUAUAUAUUCUUUGAGGCUAUGUGUUAGGACAAUGCUGACCUCAGAACUCUCUCUGGGCUACAGCGCGACCAAAGUGGAACGACUUUAAAAUGCAGGUAGCCUUCACUUGUGCGAAGUAGCCAUCUUAGCAGAGCUUGGGAAACCUUUAGAAAAUGUCUGGUGAUUUACAUUUUAAGAAAACACAUACUUUUUUUCCCCCUGUGAAGAGUAGUUCAUAACGUGUAUGGUAACCUAGUUAUCUCUGGACAGUUGAGAGCCUGAAACAGUAUUACUGCUCACUGACUGCUCUGCCAUCUUGCCUCAGAUGUCAGAUGUUACUGGUAUAAUGGAAAGAAAACCAGACUGUGAACUCGAUCUGAAUUCUCUUCUAGGUUAGGGACCCCCGGCAUGUACAUAACCUGCUCUGUGCCAAAAGUUUGCAGUCCACACGCCCUGGCGACCUCACGAGACUCAGAAGUUGUGAGUCAUGACGCUGUGAGACCCAGAAGAGAAUGGAUCUGAGAGUGUGCUGCAGGUCUGGCUUCAAGCCCCAGCAGCAUCACGGUUGAAGUUCUGUUUUGCCCUGCUGUCUCCUGCGCAGGUCUCUCUGUUUCCUUAGGCUGAAUGUUUUCUGACAAGCAUUACAUCUCCAGCAUGGAUCUGCUUAGAUUAUGUAGGGAACAAUUUUUAAGGAAGAGAAAGAGAAUAGAAUGAUGGAAAUGAAUGAUCAAAGGAAGAAGGGAAAGAGGGGAAGUGAGAAAAGUGAGGAUGGAGAAGGGAAUAAGUGAGAAAGGCAAAAGGCAGAGGAGAAGAAGAGAUGGGAUGAGAGGGCAAAUGGAGAAGUAGAGGUGGAGAGAUGGUCUGGGAGCUGUCACCCCGACCCUGUACCAGUCGGCUCGCCUUCCUCUGUGCCAGUUCAAGAGGCCUUCAGGGUCAGGAGGGGCGCUGGCCUUCAUGGAAGGGGCAGCAAGGCUCCCUUUGUUUGACCUGUUGAUGCUAGACUCAUUACCUGUCACUCUACCCAUUGAACAUAUCGUGUUAUGAUUCAACAUUGUAUUUUUUUUUUCAACGGAUCCCAAUUUGUGAGCUAAGACCUGUGUGGACACAAUGACAAAUAUCUUCCUUUUUAACAUCCUUUUAGUCCUCUCAGAUGUUGGAUUAUGCAGGACUGACCACCUGGAUUCACAGGGGAGGUUAGGGUGGAGGGGCGGCCGUGUUGGAUCUGAAGGGCCGGGAAUCUUCUGCAGCACUCUCGCAAAUGGUGCUGAUAAGGAGUCGGGUUUGGGAAUCACCGCCCUGCCUCGAAAGGCAACUUAAAUAACCUGCCACGUCUGUUGGUUCCUCAAUAGGCGUACUUUCAGUUGGACUGUUACUAAUGGAGACCACAGUAUUAAUGCUAGUAUUUUGAGUAGUAAUGAUUCUCAAGCUGCUGGAAGGCAUUUUGGUGUACUGCCAAGAGAACAGGAGACAGCAGGAAUACAUUAAAGGGGAAAACCUUAAAAGACAGUGUUCAGUGUCUUCCGAAGUUUAUAUUGUAAGUAAUAAACACCUUAGUGUUAAUCAGUAGUGAUUUAGCAAGCCCACUGAUCUGUUGUGUUGUUUUUUUUUUUUUUUAAAUAACGUUUUUGAUUCCUUAGAGUAAAUGCAGAAGGAAAGUAGGGGUGCAAUAUGCCAGGUGUGGGGCCAGUUACCAGUUUAUUAAAUGUAAUUUCAGGUGUCUUAAAACAAUUGCCUUAUUGCAUUUGAAUAUUUAAUAAAAGUAGAUGAAAUAAUGAUCAGUACUGUAACGGUUAUCUUUUACCCGUUGCCAAAGCAACCCUUUUGGCCUGUUCAAGUCUGGCUAAACUGUUCUGAUGUUUGUCGUUUCUUAAUUUGUUGAACAUCAAACUAGAUUUUAAAAUUAAGUUAUAUUAACUUCAGGCAGGUCGUACUAUAAUUUUUUUUUAACCAAAAGAAGACUGAUGUUAAGUCAAAUAUCUAGCAAUUACAGAAUCAUAAGAAGAAUGUAGAAUAGCUUAUAAUAGACAAUUUAAAAUUGAUUACAAAUCAAUGUCAGACUUACUUCUAAAUGGAAAAUAUCCUUUGGCACUUCAUCUCUACCAAUAAUUCCAAAUGCCUACUGGGAUUAUUUUUUUUAAGAAUUUUCUAUAAUAUAUAUACUCAGUUUUCAAACAAAAGAAAGCCUUUGAAAAGAUAACAGAAAAAAAGAAGGAAGGAAAAUUUCUCUCACUUGUAAUAAUGUGAAUGCUGUUUGGCGAGUGUAUGGUCAGGCAUUUUAACAUCAGGCUUAAGAACUGACGUGGAGCCUUUGAUGAUGUGUAGUUUACAUGUAAAGUCUGAAUUUGUCAGCAUAGUCAAACACAGCAUCGAACAACUCCUUGUGAAAGUUGAAGAGAAGCAACAGUGUACAUUCCAUUUAAAAAGUAAAUUGACUUGGACUGUGAUGGGAAAUAGCUGUUUUCAACCUGUGUAUAAAAUCUCUUCAGGGAAUCUCAGAGUGUUACACAGAAAUAAUGCGGGGCUUGCAGUACAGCCGGAGAGCGCGUGAUCCGUUCAGAACUUAGCCCCGCACACGUGCAUCCCGUGCGCUGUCAUCAGUAUGAAAGAGCUGGGCCGGUAGUUUUUGAUGAUGUUGCAACAGAAGAUCCAUGAAGGAGAUGGUGUUUGCACCUGUUCCUGAAGUCAGAAACUGGAAGGUGUUUCCAUUUUUCACGAACAGUUUGCAUAAGUAUGUUAAUUUUUUGAGUAGCAGUGAUUCUCAAGCUGCAGGAAGGCAUUCUGGUGUACUGUGAUACCCAGUGAUUGCUGCUCUUAAACUGCUUUUUACCUUAAAGUACAAUGGUUUUAGGGGAAUUUGCUUAUCUUCUUCCAAGUGUUUUGUGCAUCCUGACGUUUAUUAAAGGGGGAGUAUAAGAUUGUAGAUUCGGGUGUAACCUGAGAAUUACGGAAAGUUGCUGUGUUCUGUUUUGGAGGGAGUUCACCUUGUCUUUUUCUUCAGAAACUUUGUGUUGUUACUAAAUAAACAUCUAUUCAAUAAAUGUCUAAUUUCUUC
Molecule: messenger RNA, 6938 nt
Organism: Vicugna pacos (alpaca)
Lineage: Eukaryota; Metazoa; Chordata; Mammalia; Artiodactyla; Camelidae
Source: RefSeq, a predicted model, not a curated record